UACGAAUGGGAAGUGUCCUGUGCUGUUGUUCCAGUGCACCUGAACAUCUACAUCGUAUCCAGAAUUUCUGAAGCUCUACUUCAGGCUUCCUGUCUGCCCUUCCUGAAGAGUGCCAUCAUGCCUCUCAGCCAAAAGAUCAAAUUCUCCUCUCUUGAGAAAUCUGGUCCGGGCCUAGGGGGUAACCAUAGUGUCGAGCAUGCCCAGGCCCCUGCAGCUGAAGAGGAAAGGCCUUCCACUUCUUCUUCCUCUCCUCCUUCUGAGGAAUCUCCCCAGAGCUUCCCUGAUGUGCAUGUCCCAGGGUUACCACAGACAUCCCUGCCCACCACUGUGCCUACAGAAGAUGCCUCCAGUGCAAGCACUGCUGAAGAUUCCCAGACUAAAGAUGAGGGAAAUGCAAGUGCUCCUGAGGCUGCUGCGACUCCUGCUCAGAAUCCCCAGAGAGAUCCCCUAGUCCGGAGGCUGAGCAUAUUGGUGCAGUUCCUGCUGCACAAGUAUACAAUUAAAGAGCCCAUUUCAAAGGCAGAAAUUAUGAAGAUCAUCAGCACAACGUACAAGGAGCAUUACCCUGAGAUGCUGAGGAGAGCCUCUGAGCACAUGGAGAUGAUCUUUGGACUUGAGAUGAAGGAAGUUGACUCUAAAUGUCAAUCAUAUGUUUUGACUAACAUUUUAGAGAUCACCAGGGAAGAGAAUCUGAAUGGCAGCAGGGGGUUUCCCAAGAUAGGCAUCCUCCUGCCUAUUCUGGGGAUGACUUACAGGAAUGGCUACCAGGUCACAGAGCAGAAGAUGUGGGAAUUCCUGAAUGCACUAGGGAUCUUUGAUGGGAAGAGGCACUUUCUUUUGGGAGAGCCUAGGAAACUCAUCACCAAAGAUUUGGUGUGGGAAAAGUACCUGGAGUACCGGCAGGUGCCUAACAGUGAUCCCCCAGAGUAUGAAUUCCUGUGGGGUCCCAGAGCCUAUACUGAAGCCAGUAAAAAAAAGGUGCUGGAGUUCUUGGUCAAGAUCAAUAAUAUCGACACUCAUGCUUUUCGUGUACUCUAUGAAGAAACUUGGGGGCAUGAAGAGAGAUCAGCAACCACUCUGUGGGCUGGGGUAGGGUUUAAUGCCAGGGCAACCAGUUUCAGGGCCCAAUCCAGCAAGGCCUCCCACCCCUCGUGAAGGCUAACAGAGAUGCAUCACUUUGUUAUUAAAAAUGGCGGUUCACAUAUUAAAUAGUGGGGCUGCAAAGGGGCUUUACCUCCACCUCCCAGGCACAAGUAGCAUAUAGAGUGCACUCUGAGGGGUUUUUCUUUGAAAUUUGUAAUGUCGUGCUUUUUUACUGAAUCUUAAUUUAGACUCCGAAGCCACACAACUGUUUUUAAAGUACAGAAAGGAUAUUUAAUUUCUUUGACAAAAGACAAUUUUGGCUUUUCAGUCAGAAAAACAGGAACAAAUGUAUAAGGUUGGGUGUGGGUUCAGAGAAAGGGUCUCCUCAGAAAUGGUAAAGAAGUCCACAGUCAAUAGCUUAGGGACAUGACAGAGGGUAAGAAUGUUGGAAGUGACAGAUUCUUGGCCUCCCUGAUUUCUUUUG
Molecule: messenger RNA, 1567 nt
Organism: Echinops telfairi (small Madagascar hedgehog)
Lineage: Eukaryota; Metazoa; Chordata; Mammalia; Afrosoricida; Tenrecidae
Product: melanoma-associated antigen B2-like
Biological process (GO): negative regulation of transcription by RNA polymerase II
Cellular component (GO): nucleus
Source: RefSeq, a predicted model, not a curated record